CGUGCCGUCACUGAGACCGAAGGGCUAGCGAGCUAGCGGUGUGUAGCCGGCAGAGCCACGCCGGCCGGCAGCGCGCUCGAAACCCCGCCGACCGGCCGCGCUGUCCGGUGAAAGCGCCGCUUUGUCCUUUGAAUAGUUGCCAUGGAAAUGUGCUGUUGUUUUGAUUCUCGCGUGGGGCUGGCGCGCGUUGGCUCCUUUAUGCACGUGGAUGGAGCGGCUCGCUCGGCCUACCUCGGCCGCACCGGCUCGUUUUGCCUGAUGACUUUAGCGCCGUUAGCUUCGGCAAAAGUACCGCUGCUCUGUGUAAUUAAAAAGUUAUCUAGGCCGUCUGGCUUUCCGGUCGCCCGUUAACGUGUAUGCUUGGUAAUUAUUUUUGUUUCGUCUGUACCACGGCGAUCCGAUUUACUGUGACAUCGCCAGAGAGAAACAGUCGUUGGAUUCAAAGACCGCGACCGUGACAGAGACCGGGACGACCGGCCGAAGGACAGGGACAGAGAUAGGGAUCGGGACCGAGACCGGGACCGAGAGAAAGACAGCAGGGUACCUGGCAACCCUCCAGUCACACCGGCGAUGGCGGGAUCAGGGGUCUUGCCAGCAAGGUCUUUGCCCGUUCACCAGCAGAUCAACCCGUUCACCAACCUGCCACAUACUCCUCGCUACUACGAGAUCCUGAAGAAGAGGCUACAGCUGCCAGUAUGGGAGUACAGGGAGCGAUUUACUGAAAUCCUAGCUUGCCACCAAUGCUUUGUGCUGGUGGGAGAGACUGGCUCUGGGAAGACUACCCAGAUUCCCCAGUGGUGUGUGGAUAUGGUGCGGGCACUGCCCGGGCCGAAGCGGGGCGUGGCCUGCACGCAGCCCCGCCGGGUGGCCGCCAUGAGCGUGGCCCAGCGCGUGGCCGACGAGAUGGACGUCAUGCUGGGCCAGGAGGUGGGCUACUCCAUCCGAUUCGAGGACUGCAGCAACGCCAAGACCUUACUGAAGUACAUGACUGACGGUAUGUUGCUUCGGGAAGCAAUGAACGAUCCUCUCUUGGAGCGCUACGGGGUCAUCAUCCUGGACGAGGCCCAUGAGCGCACACUGGCCACAGACAUCCUCAUGGGCGUUCUCAAGGAAGUUGUACGGCAGAGGGCAGACCUGAAAGUGAUCAUCAUGAGCGCCACGCUGGACGCGGGGAAGUUCCAGGUGUACUUUGACAACUGCCCCCUACUGACCAUCCCGGGACGUACACACCCCGUGGAGAUCUUCUACACACCCGAGCCGGAACGGGACUACCUGGAGGCCGCCAUCCGGACCGUCAUUCAGAUCCACAUGUGCGAGGAGGAGGAAGGGGACGUGCUGCUCUUCCUCACGGGCCAAGAGGAAAUCGACGAGGCCUGCAAGCGGAUCAAGCGGGAGGUAGACGACCUGGGGCCUGAGGUGGGGGACAUCAAAAUUAUCCCGCUGUACUCCACAUUGCCCCCCCAGCAGCAGCAGAGGAUCUUCGAGCCCCCUCCCCCGGUGAAGCCUAACGGGGCGAUAGGAAGGAAGGUCGUGGUGUCGACGAACAUCGCCGAGACAUCCCUGACGAUCGACGGUGUGGUCUUCGUAAUUGAUCCCGGAUUUGCCAAGCAAAAGGUGUAUAACCCACGCAUUAGAGUGGAAUCACUGCUGGUGACGGCAAUCAGCAAGGCCUCAGCGCAGCAGAGGGCGGGCCGAGCCGGCAGAACACGGCCAGGGAAGUGCUUCCGUCUGUAUACUGAGAAGGCCUACAAGACAGAGAUGCAGGACAACACAUACCCUGAGAUUCUGAGGUCUAACCUAGGUUCGGUCGUGCUGCAGCUGAAGAAACUGGGCAUCGACGACCUGGUGCACUUUGACUUUAUGGACCCACCAGCUCCCGAGACACUCAUGCGGGCCCUGGAGCUGCUGAACUACCUGGCCGCCCUGAACGACGACGGCGACCUCACGGAGCUGGGCUCCAUGAUGGCCGAGUUUCCUCUGGAUCCCCAGCUGGCCAAGAUGGUGAUCGCCAGCUGCGAGUUCAACUGCUCCAACGAGAUCCUCUCCAUCACCGCCAUGCUAUCAGUCCCGCAGUGUUUCGUUCGUCCCACGGAGGCUAAGAAGGCGGCUGACGAGUCCAAGAUGCGUUUCGCUCACAUAGACGGCGACCACCUGACACUGCUGAACGUCUAUCACGCCUUCAAACAGAAUCACGAGUCGGUGCAGUGGUGCUAUGACAACUUUGUGAACUACCGGUCGCUGAUGUCGGCAGACAGCGUGCGCCAGCAGCUCUCCCGCAUCAUGGACCGUUUCAACCUGCCGCGACGGAGCACCGAGUUCACCAGCCGCGACUACUACAUCAAUAUCCGGAGGGCCCUGGUCACCGGCUUCUUCAUGCAGGUGGCUCACCUGGAGCGCACAGGGCAUUACCUGACCGUGAAGGACAACCAGGUGGUGCAGCUCCACCCAUCUACCGUCCUGGACCACAAGCCAGAGUGGGUCCUGUACAACGAGUUCGUGCUCACCACCAAGAACUACAUCCGCACGUGUACAGACAUCAAGCCCGAGUGGCUGGUUAAAAUCGCCCCCCAGUACUACGAGAUGAGCAAUUUCCCGCAGUGCGAAGCGAAGAGGCAGCUGGAGCGCAUCGUGGCCAAGCUCCAGACCAAGGAGUACACCCAGUACUGAGGGGGGGGGGGGACACAAGUGGAGGCCCCCGCACAUCGUGGAUCAGUAAUAUCUCCAAUCGUUUGCCAUGCUUCUGUGAAACAGUCUCUUAGGGAUUUUUUUCUGCUGUUGUUUUUUCUUUACUCUUCAGAUUUAAUUAUUUUUUAUAAUGUUUGUGUUUUUUUUUUUUUUGCUUGAAAGCACUUGCAAACACUGUCAUCGAUGGCAUUCAUAGAAUGGGUUUUUGGAGGACAUUAGGCUAUAUCUGGUUAGGGCUUUCAGCAGGAGCACAGCUAUUGACCAUGUUAUGCAUGAUCAGUCUUGUGGAUGUUGACAUUCCUUUUAUAAAAUUGUGAACUCCUUAAAGAAAUGUACUUGCUCAGAAAGUCCUUGUUUAUUCAGUUCAGCUUUGACUUUAAUAAAGACUUAAUACAAGGCUUUGA
Molecule: messenger RNA, 3089 nt
Organism: Paramormyrops kingsleyae
Lineage: Eukaryota; Metazoa; Chordata; Actinopteri; Osteoglossiformes; Mormyridae
Gene: dhx15
Product: DEAH (Asp-Glu-Ala-His) box helicase 15
Cellular component (GO): intracellular anatomical structure; spliceosomal complex
Molecular function (GO): ATP binding; RNA binding; RNA helicase activity
Source: RefSeq, a predicted model, not a curated record